AUGGCCGCAUCGAUGGCAGCCGUCGAUAGUGUAGGUAUAGAAAGCAGCCAUGAACAAAGCAACACAGGCUUGACUUUAGUGCCACCGGAAGUUUCAUCGACCUCGCCUCAGCUCACACUGUCCUCGAACCCCUUACCAGCCAGCUACGGCCAGAACAACCGCAAGAUCGAGGCCACCGGUUUGGCCAUAUGUCCCCAAUCUCAUGAUGACGCCACAAGCCAACAAGUCCUUGAUACUGCUCCACGAACCGGCGUUUCGCUAGCUGCCUCUCUGACUGGGGUCCUCAACCCGCAAGCCCGAAGUACAACCGCAGUUUCGAAGCAUAAGAUCGCCGAAGUCCAGACUUCUGAUACCAACUCAAAGGAUAACAGCGAUUUUCUUGCUCAUAAGCUCGCUGCGCUGUCCAGUUCACAAAUACACGAUACAGAAAUUGAGAAAUCAACUGCUCGCACAUCUUUGAAAUCGCCUUGUUAUUUCCAUCAGCGAUUCGAUGAUGCAGUCAAUAUCGAACGAGUUCUGGAUGAAGUAGUCAGUGAUGAAUGGAUGUCACAUUCCCGGUUGAUGCAGACUGCCACCGGGGUUAGAGAGGUCUCAAAGCAUUUGCAACGAAGGUCCAUUAAGUUAGCCGUCAAGAAUGUCAUGAUUGUCACCAAGGCACGCGAUAACAGCCUAGUAUAUCUUACUCGAGAACUAGCCGAAUGGCUACUGAGCACACCAAGAUACGGCAGCGACCUAGGCGUCAAUGUCUAUGUGGAUGCAAAACUGCGUCUAUCGAAGCGUUUUGAUACUCCCGGAUUACUGGAGAAGAACCCACGAUUUGAACAUAUGCUCAAAUACUGGACCCCAGAUCUCUGCUGGUCACACCCUGAGAAAUUCGACCUGGUCAUCACCCUUGGUGGCGAUGGAACAGUUCUCUUUACUUCCUGGCUUUUCCAGCGCGUCGUUCCCCCAAUCUUGUCAUUCUCUCUGGGAAGCUUAGGCUUCUUGACGAAUUUUGAAUUCUCGAAGUACAAAGAUCAUCUCAACCAAAUAAUGGGAGAUGUAGGAAUGCGAGUAAAUCUUCGCAUGAGAUUUACAUGUACUGUGUAUAGGUCCAACCCGAGGGAUUGGAGCAAGACUACUCCAGCUGAGGAGGUGGAACGAUUUGAGGUUGUCAACGAACUUGUCAUUGACCGCGGCCCGUCUCCUUACGUCUCGAAUCUAGAGGGUUCAACGGCCUACUCACUCUCAGCAGGUGGAUCCCUAAUCCAUCCAUCUAUACCAGCUAUUCUACUGACACCCAUCUGUCCCCACACUCUAUCAUUCCGCCCUAUGGUUCUUUCUGACACACUUCUCCUUCGCGUUGCUGUUCCCCGUCACUCUCGCUCCUCGGCAUAUUGCUCCUUUGAUGGCAAAGGCCGCAUAGAGUUACAACGCGGUGACUAUGUCACUGUAGAAGCCAGCCAAUACCCAUUCCCAACUGUUGUCUCUCAAAGCGGAGAGUGGUUCCAGAGCGUCCGCCGCACUUUACGCUGGAACGUAAGAGGAGCCGUUCAAAAGGGCUGGAAUGGCAGAGAGGACUGUCCUAAUAGUGAAGUUAAUACUUUGGCCCUCAACGCCGAUAGAGCUUUCGACUCUGGACACUAUGAAGAAGACAAUUACGAUGAACAAGAUCCUGAUUGGGAUAUCGAUACCGAUACCAAUGCUGAUUUGGGCCCCGGCGUCGACAGUGGCCUUGGACAGAGUGAAUGUGGUGACUCGCCCAAUACAGGGACGAGUAGCCCUAUUCACAGAGUGAUGAGUUUAUUGAACAUUUGA
This is a messenger RNA of Nannizzia gypsea CBS 118893, 1797 nucleotides long. RefSeq names its product NAD kinase 2. Gene Ontology annotation, molecular function: NAD+ kinase activity. Bases 1 to 1797 code for a protein of 598 amino acids. Gene Ontology annotation, biological process: NAD+ metabolic process; NADP+ biosynthetic process. Lineage: Eukaryota; Fungi; Ascomycota; Eurotiomycetes; Onygenales; Arthrodermataceae. The record is from RefSeq and is a predicted model, not a curated record. The transcript is spliced from 2 exons.